GGGCGGGGUGUAGUAGAAGUUGCGUGGUCGAGUCAGAGAAGAGUUGUGUUUUAAACUGUACAACACUAUUAAUUAACAGUAAUUUAGUAAAACUGGUUUUAUUCUUUUUAAGGUACAGUAAUCAAGGGUUUAAGUAUUUAUUUCACUUCACUGUGAAGCAUUAUUGUUGAAAGCUGACUUCUCAAAUCCUUCCUUGAAAUGAAAGCGGGCGUGCUCCACUGUCGAUGUGCCAAAUGUUUCUCUCUCCCUGUGCGGAAGCGUGUCCGAAAGCGUGCGCCUGCCGUCACGCUGCUGUCCCUUCCUGAAGAGCUGCUCCUGUGUGUCCUCCAGUGCCUCUCCGCUGAGGAUCUCCUCGCCGUCAGAGCUGUUCAUUCUCAUCUUCGUGACAUUAUCGAUAGUAACUCGAGUGUCUGGGCUAGAGUGAGUUUCAAAGACCGCUGGCCGGCCCCCGAUACCGUUUGGCUCUUUGAGAGGGCUGCGGAGAAAGGGAACUUUGAAGCUGCUGCCAAACUAGGAAUUGCGUAUUUGUACAACGAAGGCCCUUCGCUCAGUGAGGAGGGGCGUGCUGACCUGUGCGGCCGCAUGGCGUCCCGGUACUUCAGCCUGGCCGAGAGCCUGCGCUCCCCGCUGGCCGACCCCUUCACCUGGCUCUUCAUCCGACCGCCGUGGUCCAUGUCUGGCGGCUGCUGUAAGGCUGUGGUGUACGAUCGACUCCACGCCGAGUCUGAGACCAACCCGGGCCGGAGAGGGACGUUACUGUACUGUCUGGCUAGAGUCCUUCAGCUGUUUGAUGAUGAGGAGAAGCGUGACCAGGCCAGGGCCAUGCUGAAGGAGUCUGCGCGCUGUGGGAGCGUGCAGAGCUCGUAUCUGCUGUGGGAAAUGAACCGCGGGACAUCGACGGCUGACCCCGGCAGACAUCUGCAGUGCAUGCGCACACUCAGGGACUACGCUGCUAAAGGAUGCUGGGAAGCUCAGCUGGCAUUCGCCAAGUCCUGUGGCACAGCAAACCCUCUGGGUCUGGAGCCGCGGGCCUGUGCUGACCUCGUGGCCCAGUUCUUCCUCUCGGGACCGUCACCCCUGAGAUACCCACAGCACCUGCAGGGACAGGACAUCACCACGAAGAGGUAUAUCCUCGUGGACUGGCUGGUGGAGGUGACCACCAUGAAGGACUUCUCCAGUCAGGUGCUACACGUGACCAUCGGCUGUGUGGACCGCUAUCUGAGCCGGCGCUCGGUGCCCAAGGCCCAGCUGCAGCUGCUGGGCAUCGCCUGCAUGGUGAUCAGCACACGAUACAUCAGCAGAGAGAUCCUGACCAUCCGCGAGGCCGUGUGGCUCACAGACAACACCUAUCAGUACGAGGACCUGGUGCGCAUGAUGGGGGAGGUCAUCUCCGUGCUGGACGGGAAGAUACGGACCCCCACAGUGCUGGAUUAUGGCGAGGUGCUGCAGUCGCUGAUGCCCGUGGAGCGCCGCACCUCUCAUCUCUUCAGCUACAUCAGUGAACUCUCUCUGCUCUGCUCGCCCCUCGCCGUCCCGGGACCGUCCCGACUCGCCAGCGCCAUCCUGCUGCUCACCAGAGCGCUGCACAACUACGUUCCUGUGUGGCCCGUCCAGCUGGAGGAGAACACGGGUUUCUCCAAGCAUGACCUGGUCUCCUGCGCUUUAUCGCUCUAUGUCAAGUGUUUUGGUCAAGAUGUGCCCAAAGACUACAGACACGUGUCUCUGACCGGAGUCAAGCAGAGGUUCGAGGACGACGCGUAUCAUCAGAUCAGCAGAGACGCAGUGAUGGGCUUUAAGGAGCUGUGUCAGGUGCUGGAGGUCCCAGAGGUGGAGCCGCAGGUGGAGGCCCCCAGCGCUAGCAGUCAGCUCACAGAGAUGCAUGCCUUCCUGUCCUCUCCCUCCAGCAACAGCAAGAGGAGGCGAGCAGACAGCAUGCAGGCGCACCGAGGCAGCUUCCUGGCCACGCCCACAGCCGAACUGUCAUCUCAGGAGGAGACGCUGCUGGGAGACAUCCUGGACUGGAGCCUGGACACCUCCUGCUCCGGCUACGAGGGCGACCGGGAGAGCGAGGGCGAGAAGGAAGGAGAAAUUUCGGCUAUGGAGGUGCAGAUGGAGCCUGUGCUCGAGUGCGCUGACAGACAGACGCAUUGUUGUGCGCUCUCCAGUGAUGACGACAGUCUUUGUGAAGAGCACACUGAGGAGGAGGAGGUGAUGGGUGGGAGCGCCAGACCCUGGAAACACCACCUCUCCUCCUCCUCUUCCUCCUCAUCGAGCACAGACCGCCGCAGCUCGGGCUACUCAUCCAUCCAAAGCGUUCCCAGUCCAUCUGUCUCUAACUCUCUGGUCUCUCCUCCAAAUCCCGCUGGUUUUCUUCUCCUGCUGCCACCUGCGCAAAGGACUCGCCGACAGGUGAAGAGGAAAAACACGGCAGCGCACAGCGGAGGAGAGGCGGAGUGCGACGGGGAUGCUGCCAACGUGGCCUUUCUUAGCCUCUGAUUGAUUGACAGGAAGCUUAACGCAUCGUCGUCCCUUAACGCAUCACUUCCUGGCCAUCCGCCUGGAGCACUUUGUUUCACGGCGUGCUGAUGGUCUUUAUCGCAGAGCAGCGAGAGUGAGAUAAAGUGGCUGAAAUGUCCAUUUCUGAGCUUGUUAUUUCCUCCCAUAAUGCAUUUCACGUCGGCUCCCGAUGGCGGGAGCGCCUUCGCUUGAGUGUUUCUGUUGACAAGCAACGGGAUAAUGCCUAAAAUGUGUUCAAAUCACUGGAACUGUCACUGUUUUGUGUAGGUUGUGUUACGUCUUCGUAUUUAAAAUUCCGUACUGUUUACAGAAAAGGACUUCUAGUUUAUCAAAUGUGUUUUUUUACGAAGUUACAUGCAGCUAGGGAGAAAACGCACUCAGUCCAUGAAGUUUCAUGCUGAUAAAUGCACUGUCCGAACAAAACUGGUUUGUUUACGCAGAUGUUUCUCGUCACGUGUUUUGAUUAUUUAUCUGGAACUUUUUCUGAUCGACUCCAGUGUUUUUGUAUUUCCGCAUUGCUUUGCGUUCGCCACAAAUCUUCUGCCAAAGUUCUCGCAUUAACAAUUUUUAUACUGUUUGUCUGCUUGAUACCACUGAUGUUUUGACCUGUGAAACCUGUGGAAGCUCGUUUCCAACACUGAAUUAAAAAACUGUAACUAUAUCUCGCAAUUCUUUUUUUAAGAUUGCGUGAUAUAAACGUUGCGACAAACUCGCAAUUGUAAGAAAAUGUCAGAAUUUUGAGUGAAAUUGUUUUCCUCAGAUUUUGACUUUAGAACUCGCAAUUGCAAGUUUAUAUUAAUAAGUCAAAAUUGCGUGAUGUAAACUCGCAAUUGUGAGAAAAAAAAUCUGAAUGGUGAAGUUUAUAUCGUAAUUCUGAUUUUAUAACUGACAAUUGCGUAUUUAAUAUAAUUGACAAUUUUAAACUCACAAUUGCACAAUAAAGUCAGAAUUGUUAGAUAUAAACUCGCAAUUAUAAGUAAAAAAUUUUUAAUUGUGAGAUAUGAAUUUAUAUUUUUGAGGAAAAAAAAGACAACUCCGAAUUUAUAUUUCGCAAUUUUGACUUUGUAACUCGCAAUUGCGUAUUUACAGUAUCUGUCACUUCAUAGAAAAAAAAAAAGUAAACUGUGGGAUAAAAAGUUGCAAUUGCCCUUUUUUAUCCCGUGGCGGAAAUGAGCUUCCAAAGAAACCUAGAAAUGUACAGUAAAUCUGUAUGAAUUUCUCACAUAUUUUUACAACCGAUCCAAUGCAACAACCGCUGAAUGUGAUCGUUUGACAUGCUUUUUCAUAAUGACCUCGAGAGAUACCGAGCACUUUUUAUGACCCAAUGCUGGAAAGCAGAUUGAUGCUUCUUAACAAGUCUCAAUGUUUUAUCUUUAUACAUGCUUGAACAAUCAACCAUACGAAUAUGUUUGUGAGUGUUCGACCGAGUUCAUCUGUUUGAGGUUAUGACACUAAAAGCAUUAAGUUAUUAUUAUUGUGCAGGUCUUGUUGGUACUGUAUGUUGAACAUCACUAAGGAUUGCAACUGUAAAUAAUUAAUUCUUGUUUGUAAGUGUAAAUAUAUAAACGUAUGAAGCUGUGAAAGGCCAUGUGAACUUGAAAACAGACGUGUGUUUGUUAUAGCCUGAAAACCACAAUAAAACAAUGCAUUAGUUACA
Molecule: messenger RNA, 4174 nt
Organism: Carassius gibelio (silver crucian carp)
Lineage: Eukaryota; Metazoa; Chordata; Actinopteri; Cypriniformes; Cyprinidae
Product: cyclin-F-like
Exons: 17
Coding region: 199-2496 (765 amino acids)
Biological process (GO): mitotic cell cycle phase transition; regulation of cyclin-dependent protein serine/threonine kinase activity
Cellular component (GO): cytoplasm; centrosome; cyclin-dependent protein kinase holoenzyme complex
Molecular function (GO): protein binding; cyclin-dependent protein serine/threonine kinase regulator activity
Source: RefSeq, a predicted model, not a curated record